Molecule: messenger RNA, 2821 nt
Organism: Piliocolobus tephrosceles (Ugandan red Colobus)
Lineage: Eukaryota; Metazoa; Chordata; Mammalia; Primates; Cercopithecidae
Gene: GCFC2
Product: GC-rich sequence DNA-binding factor 2
Exons: 17
Coding region: 201-2567 (788 amino acids)
Biological process (GO): mRNA splicing, via spliceosome
Cellular component (GO): nucleus
Molecular function (GO): DNA binding
Source: RefSeq, a predicted model, not a curated record
ACCCCAGAACAGAAUUCGGCCAACCACAGCCAAGAAGGCAAAGCACGCAGGCGCAGACAUUGAAGCGGGUAGUAGAAGGCUGGCGGACGGGCGCGCGCACUCGGCGACCGGAGAGGCGGUAGCGCACGCUUGGGGCGGGCACUGCAGCUCUGGCUUGGGGUUCACCGGGUCAUAGGGCUCCGGGAGCUUUGGCCUCGGCCAUGGCUCACAGGCCGAAAAGGACUUUUCGGCAGCGCGCUGCCGAUUCCAGCGACAGCGAUGGGGCUGAGGAGUCGCCUGCUGAGCCUGGGGCGCCGAGAGAAGUUGCGGCCCCGGGUUCUGCGGAAGAAGGGCCGCCCUCUGGAGGAGGCCGCGCGCGGAUGGCAGGACGGCCUCACCGGGUUCGGGGCCCUCGGGGCCGGGGCCGGGUCUGGGCGAGCUCCCGGCGCGCCAAGGAAGCGGCUCCCCGCGCGGACGAAGGCUCGGGUGUCCAGGGUGACGCGGGGAAGAAAGGAGAAUCCAGAGUCCUUGAUGUGUCCACAGAUGAAGAGGAUGAAAUACAUCACUCCUCAGAAAGUAAGGAUGAUCAGGGUUUGUCUUCUGACAGCUCUAGCUCUCUUGGAGAAAAAGAACUUUCAUCAACAGUUAAGAUCCCAGAUGCAGCUUUUAUUCAGGCAGCCCGCAGAAAACGUGAAUUGGCCAGAGCCCAAGAUGACUAUAUUUCUUUGGAUGUAGAACAUACCUCUACCGUCUCUGGUAUGAAGAAAGAGAGUGAAGAUGACCCUGAGAGUGAGCCUGAUGACCAUGAAAAGAGAAUACCAUUUACCCUAAAACCUCAAACAUUUAGACAAAGGAUGGCUGAGGAAUCAAUAAGUAGAAAUGAAGAAACAAGUGAAGAAAGUCAGGAAGAUGAAAAACAGGAUAUUUGGGAACGACAACAAAUGAGGAAAGCAGUUAAAAUCAUAGAGGAAAGAGACAUAGAUCUUUCCCAUGGCAGUGGAUCUUCAAAAGUGAAGAAAUUUGAUACCUCCAUUUCAUUUACACCAGUAAAUUUAGAAAUUAUAAAGAAGCAAUUAAAUACUAGAUUAACAUUACUACAGGAAACUCACCGCUCACACCUGAGGGAGUAUGAAAAAUAUGUGCAAGAUGUCAAAAGUUCAGAGAGUACCAUCCAGAACCUAGAGAGUUCAUCAAAUCAAGCUCUAAAUUGUAAAUUCUAUAAGAGCAUGAAAAUUUAUGUGGAAAAUUUAAUUGACUGCCUUAAUGAAAAGAUUAUCAACAUCCAAGAAAUAGAAUCAUCCAUGCAUGCACUCCUUUUAAAACAAGCUAUGACUUUUAUGAAACGCAGGCAAGAUGAAUUAAAACAUGAAUCAACGUAUUUACAACAGUUAUCACGCAAAGAUGAGACGUCCACAAGUGGAAACUUAGCACUAGAUGAAAAAACUCAGUGGAUUUCAGAAGAGAUUGAAUUUCGAAGGACAAAAAGAAGACAAGCAAGGAUGCUUUCUGGGAAUUGUAAUCAUCAGGAAGGGACAUCUAGUGAUGAUGAACUGCCUUCAGCAGAGAUGAUUGACUUCCAAAAAAGCCAAGGUGACAUUUUACAGAAACAGAAGAAAGUUUUUGAAGAUGUGCAUGAUGACUUUUGUAACAUCCAGAAUAUUUUGUUGAAGUUUCAGCAAUGGCGAGAAAAGUUUCCUGACUCCUAUUAUGAAGCUUUCGUUAGUUUGUGCAUACCAAAGCUUUUAAAUCCCCUAAUACGAGUUCAGUUGAUUGAUUGGAAUCCUCUUAAGUUGGAUUCCACAGGUUUAAAAGAGAUGCCAUGGUUCAAAUCUGUAGAAGAAUUUAUGGAUAGCAGUGUAGAAGAUUCAAAGAAGGAAAGUAGUUCAGAUAAAAAAAUCUUGUCUACAAUCAUCAACAAAACAAUUAUUCCCCGACUUACAGACCUUGUAGAAUUCCUUUGGGAUCCUUUGUCAACCUCACAGACAACAAGUUUAAUAACACAUUGCAGAGUGAUUCUUGAAGAACAUUCCAUUUGUGAAAAUGAAGUUAGUAAAAGCAAACAGGAUUUACUUAAAUCCAUUGUUUCAAGAAUGAAGAAGGCAGUAGAAGAUGAUGUUUUUAUUCCUCUGUAUCCAAAGAGUGCUGUAGAAAACAAAACAUCACCUCAUUUGAAGUUCCAAGAAAGACAGUUCUGGUCAGGCCUAAAGCUCUUCCACAAUAUUCUUCUUUGGAAUGGACUCCUUACAGAUGACACCUUGCAAGAACUAGGACUAGGGAAGCUGCUAAAUCGUUACCUUAUUAUAGCUCUUCUCAAUGCCACACCUGGGCCAGAUGUGGUUAAAAAGUGCAACCAGAUAGCAGCAUGUCUACCAGAAAAAUGGUUUGAAAAUUCUGCCAUGAGAACAUCUAUUCCACAGCUGGAAAACUUCAUUCAGUUUUUAUUGCAGUCUGCACAUAAAUUAUCUAGAAGUGAAUUCAGGGAUAAAGUCGAAGAAAUAAUUCUUAUUUUGGUGAAAAUAAAAGCUUUGAAUCAAGCAGAAUCCUUCAUAGGAGAGCAUCACCUAGACCAUCUUAAAUCACUAAUUUAAAAAGAUUGAAUAAACUUUAUAGGAAAAUCCUAAAAUUUUAAUAUAGUUACACUCAGUUCCUUUGCUCGAGAAGAAGCUGGUGCCUCUGUCUUCUUUAUUCCCUGAAAGAGAAGGUAGGAUUUGCAAAAAAGCAAGACUCCACCUCUAUUCCCCCCAUGCUCUACCUUCUGGCAUCAUGAAAAGCUGCCAUGAUUCUGUAGUGUUCUAAGGAAUUAAAUGCACUGAAGCUUUAAGAGCUCAAUGUGUUUCCCUUU